Atta colombica is the source of this 1491-nucleotide messenger RNA. RefSeq lists its product as uncharacterized. Lineage: Eukaryota; Metazoa; Arthropoda; Insecta; Hymenoptera; Formicidae. The record is from RefSeq and is a predicted model, not a curated record.
AUGGCGAAAAAAGUGGCACCAGCAGCAUUACAGACGGAAGUUCUUAAUGACGAGGAAUGGAUGAAAAUAGUUAAUAUUUUUAUGAUUCGAACAUUACGAAAAGAUAUAUUUAAUGCAAUAUCCUUAUUAGUAGUGGAUGUGUAUUCGGAUUGGAGUGGUCCUUGCACAGGCAUGGUGAGUAUUCUGAAGAAGAUAAAAAUGGAGAUCGGAGGCGACGCAUUGAGUUAUGCAACGGCGAGUUGUGAUCAUGUUACCGACUUGAAGAGAUUUCAAGGAAAAAGUGAACCUACAUGGAUGUUUAUUCAUGAAGGCCGAAUGAUAAAUUUAAUGUUCGGAGCACAUUGCCCGCAAUUUGUAAAAAUACUAAUGACCGAGCUCGAAAGAAUUCAAAAGGGUGACAAGCAUGAAUUUUUGAUAGAUGUUUUUGAGAAAAGUCCGGAAGAAAUAGUUCGAUUGAAAAUUCAGGAGGAGGCGAAAGUAGCCAAAGAAACAGCAAGAAAAUCUCGAAAAGUUGCUGAAGCUAAAACAAGAUAUGAGGCAGAAAUGUUGCAUCUGAUCACGUCGUUAUGCAACGAGACUUGUCUACUGUUAUUUCCUUGGAUAUUCAAGGAUGAAGAGGGACGUAGAAGAGAUAAAAGAACGAGUCCUCCAUACAUAGAAUUAAUCGAGGAAUUGCUACCAGAGAACUACAUGGUGGGACAAGAACUACGUAAACGAAUGAACGCAGAUCUGCUCCAGCAAAUACUUCAUGAAUCCACGUACAAUUUUACAGAAACUAGCAAACAAUUGCUCUUUGAUGGUAAAUGUAUGUUUAUGCGAUUGAAGAUUGUUGAAGGAAGAAAGCAACUUGACGUUCAUAAUCACCUGUGUAAUAUCUUGUUCAAUGAAUCGACAGUACCGGAAUCGGAGGACAAUUUAAAUGAAGAUUGUUACGCCGGAAAACAUCGUCCAGCUUUUGAAGUUCCUGAUAAGGAAAAUAAAAAGUUUCCUUUUAUUUGGAUACCUCCAAAUCCCAGAAACAAGGCUAUCGUUUUUCGUACAAUAUUUACCGUUUAUACUAAUACAAUGUAUCCGUACGAAGAUAAGAUAGCUAAAGUACCAAUAACCGUUUUUAAAUAUGAUUAUACGCGUAAAAAUGAUUUAAAAAUGGUGCUGGAAAUGUUUGAUGAUGAUGUCAUCAAUUUUGGUAUAUUUGAAUAUGAUAAACCGCCUGAGGCUAAGAUGAUUGCCAAAACUAUAGAGGCAUUUGAGAUGAAUACAGAAGAAAAAACGGGUUACGAAAUAUUUGUCUGUACCGUAAAAAAAGUAGGUUGUGAGGCAUUUUUGGGCUUUGCCGGGAUUGGACCUUUUCAUGUAAGUGAAAAUCUGGAGAAGGCUGUUGAAGAAUCGAAAUUAUAUUUCCCAGACAUUGUCGCUGUAGAAGAAUCGGACGAUGAGGAAAAAUCCGAGGAAUUAAUAGAAGAGAAUCAAGAUGAUACAACGACAACAUAG